Mesocestoides corti is the source of this 3639-nucleotide messenger RNA. Lineage: Eukaryota; Metazoa; Platyhelminthes; Cestoda; Cyclophyllidea; Mesocestoididae. The record is from the annotation of a GenBank genome assembly.
AUGAAAUACCUAAGAGCCGAAAUCCCCGACCACCCCGAGUCUGCACCUCCUUUGCUGGCGUCACCGAACGGCAGCCUCUGUGAACGCGAACUGGCUGUGAAAACCAUGGGGCGAAUUGAUUCCCUCAAUCUGGUUACGCGUCCUUUCGUGCAUCGCAUUCUGAUUGGCAGAAGACACGAUGCGUGUUCUCGCGUGGCCAUUGCACGAGUUGCCUUCAGGCGUCCAAUGAAAGUUGGCUUCGAUGCCCUAUUCCAUACCGCGCACGCCAAACAUUUUCUCCUCUUGCUGCUCUUCAUAGGCUGGGUAACUGGCACCCCGGUCUACAUCGAAAUCAAACUUGGACUGCGGUAUGCUACGCACUAUCCUCCAAUAAAUAUAUCGGAGUAUGUGCUCAUCGACAAGGAUGUAAUUCUCUUUCCGAGUCCAAAGAAUCGUCAAGAUCAUCCACAACCCUUCGCUCUUAGUUUCGAAAUCGGCAUUCCUGACGGAACGCCCCUCCUCAUUUACGUUCAUCUCUCCGAUUGCCAAAGUACACAUUUGCAGUAUCUCCUUAGAGGUGGACAAAAGCAGCAAGUACACACCCUUGCUUUCCUCCAAACACAAAUUGAAAUGCCAAUAAUGCUUAUUGACACACAAGGCCUCCACACUCCUUUGCCAUUCCUUCUGCUGUCCGUAUUUCUGGCCAUCUUAUACCUGAUGCUUUUUGUAGCCUUCCUCCUUCUUUGCCUAUGUAAACCAAGACGGCGCCAAUUAGUUUUGCCAACACUGCUCUUCCAGAGCCCAGUGCCGCUCAGUUCACGAGCCUCGUCGCUUUCGUCUGCUUUCACAGAGGCGGCAAAGUCGUCAACUUCAGGAUUAAUGGCUGAAGACUCGAGUCCGUAUUCUUCACCUGCACGUGAAAACUCAAAGGGAAUUGUCAAAUCGACACGACGUCUUCCGACCGUGGACGGUAUUCCAAUGUCGCGGAAGGUACUCAUCUUCCUUUACGUCUGUUUCCGUGCAUUUACAAUCUUCCUCUUCACGUUCAGCGUCGGGCUCUCUGUUUUGCUUAGUAUGGAGUCUGAUUCAUUUAAAACACUUGUCUCCUGCGUACAAAACGCCAAAGGUGACAGAAUUAGAGAGAUUGCUAGCCAGGAGGCCAUUAGGAAGACUCUAUCGGUACAAAGAGGCCGACGGACUGCCUCGCCAUGGUUGCAAGAACUUCGGCAGAUAGAAAAGGACUCCGACGCUGAACUUUCUCGACAAACGGCCUACUUCAUUCAGCAGACGGCUACUUGCGAAAUGCAGGAGAUGCGAGCCUCAGGCGAGAUUGGGCUAGCAAUGGCCGACAUUGCAACUCUUGUCACAGCGAGGGCACAGAACAAUACUUCUGGCUUGAGGCAGUCGACAAACAAUCCACAAGAUUUCUUUCAUUACCUAGCUAUUGUAAAUGCAACUUGGGAGUCAGUGGAAAACGAGUUUUGGAACCCCCACAAUGUCUCUGUUCAACGAUACAUGGAGGAGACAAGAAGCCGUCUAGACAAUCAGAUGGUUCAACACUGGUCACCAUAUACACUUCUGCUCGAGAGCAUGUUGGAUAAUCCCUGGUUGGCGACAGCACGCAGAGCCGUAAACGCCACAAAUGAAGCCCUGUCCAGUCCCGAUGUCGGUCGUUUCAAUAUUCGCUCGCCCUCGACUCCGGGUUAUUUUGUUGGACUGACGCCAGCGAAUCCGCGCGAAGUGGAAGCUCUCACGUUCGCUGGUUUCCUUGGCAUUCCACAACCCGCUAAUGCCCGAUACGCCGAGGCGCGAAUGUGGAACAACCUUCGACAGUACGUACAUCCACUUAGACGGCUCCGUGACUUUGAAAAAACAAUGACCAGAGAGACUACCACAGGUUCGUUGCAGUCGCCGAUUACAGCCCUGCCUACUGAUCCCUUCAAAUUCUACACUCGCACCCAAUAUUUUACUACCGAGGACCUUGAUAGCAUUUCUCGCACAUCCUCAACUAUAUUAAGAAAUCAAAUGCAUCAGCGCAGUCUGCUAAGUCUUACCGUAACUACAUACAAACAUGAAGUUAUUCUUCUGCGUGACUGGAUAAAUAUAGCCUAUCUAAGGGUAUUUCUGCUCGUCUUGGACGCCUAUCUUAUCGUGUCGCGGUUUUAUUCUGCCUGCCGCAACUUCUGCGCUCUUUGGCUCGGUAAACGUCGAAAAAUGUAUUAUAACUCGCGCCAAAAGGCCAGUCCACCUCGCCAGAGACCGACGUUAACUGAGCAUUCGAACGCUGCCCUCGUGCUUACGAGCAGUGAAAUGGACCAACAGAAUUCACAACAGGAACUCGAGUCACUAAUUCAACCACCAGCGUCGACCUCGGAGAGUGAUUCACAAGGCGGUCUAACGGGUGAUGAAAUAUGCUCCUCCAAUACCACUGCGACCAUCCCCUUGCACCCAAACGAAUUAUGCAACGAUCCUGAUGCGGCAGAUUAUAUUAGCUACAAUCGUCGAGGAAGCCUUCCAAGCUGCUGUUGUUGCCUUGAUUUUCACUAUUUACUUAUCCUCUUUGGCAUCUGCCUCAUCAUAACCGGUUUAGUAAUCAGCACGGGAGCGGGGAAAGGAUUAGGAAAUAAUUGGCUUCUAAGACAAAGUGCUCUUCUUUCACGUGUCGAGGCUAUGGAUGACUACAGACGUCACAUGCGAGCAAUGGUUCAUUAUGUCCAACUGAAUUACCUCAACUCGCAACGCCUACUUCUAGAACGCAACAAGGCUGUGAGGCAGCUUCGCCGACUCAAAAGAAUACAGCAUUGGCUGCAUCACGAAAAGGAGCACAUUUUGAGGCAGAAUCUCUAUGAAGUUUGCGCUCUCACAGAGCUGUCUGGCCGAAAUCAUCCAACAUUCUACACUCUUGACAACACAAUUUGUCAGCGAAUAAGGCAGGAGCAACAGCGCAGACAGCAUGCACCUUACUCGACAUUGGCAUCUAGAAAACCACCAAAAAAUACCAUGACACUUAUUUCUUCGCUAGAUCAGCUCAAACUGCCACUUUGUGCUUUUUUACCUGUGCAAUCUAGAGACGCUUUCAACUCCAGUCUCAAUUCUCGAGAAAGGCACACAAUUUUGGGUGCGGAGAAGGCUACAAGCCUUCUGUCAGAGCGAGAACUGCGCCAGCUGCACCAGAUGUUUUUCAAGAACUCUAGCUUUGCCACAUUUCUUACAAGCCUCUAUAGGCUUCUGUUUACGACAGUACUUCUUUCUAUGUGUGUUUGCUGGUUACUGGCCUGCAAGCAUUUGAUUGUCCAAAUGGUGACGCGCAAUGUAACCGUCGUAACUAGCAGGGUAACUGUAAUCUCGCCUUGUCCACCAGCUGCCCGUCGUAUUGAAACUUUCAUUCACACUUCGGACAGUUCACUCUCUUUUUAUCGUCCUAAUAGAGCAACCGUCGUUUUAUCGCGACCCAGUAUCUGGCACUCCGAAGACGAUCCCUCGGUUGACCUUAGGGGAUCCCAUUACACCUCGCCACCGGAUCCGCCCCCCCAUGCAACCAAUCAGAACACACCAAAACCACCAUCCUUGUCUUACAAGAAGCCCAGAAGAAACUUGCAUUUGAAAGGAAAGCAGACACUGUCAAAAACCCAAAGUGAUUCUGCAGAGUCUCGGGUUUAA